This is a messenger RNA of Paramecium pentaurelia, 4857 nucleotides long. The record is from the annotation of a GenBank genome assembly. NCBI's taxonomy places the organism in Eukaryota, Ciliophora, Oligohymenophorea, Peniculida, Parameciidae.
AUGAAUAAUUUAAUUUAGAAAUUAUCACAUUAAAGCCUUCCUUUCAAGAUUUCAGAUGAAUUUGCAACAAUUAUAAUAGCUAUUAAAUACUUUUAAGUUUUGGCUAUAAUUCAACCAACUUAUGAUCGAAUUCAUGAACCUUCUCUAUUGUUUACUACAAAUAUCUUAAAAUCAAUAUUAAUCAUACCAUAUGCAUCUAAUUUUACUUUAAUACUUUUAUGUCUCAUCUUAUUAGUAAUCAAAGAGCUUACUCUUGCAACAUUUUGUAUAAUUGAAAACUCAACAUCAAAAAUAGUUAAUAAGUAUGGAUUGAAACUUAUCUUUUAUGAAAUAUUAUUCUUUUAAUAGACAACAGCAAUACCAGAAUUAUAUCUUUUAAUUGGAUUGUUAAAUUAAAAUAAUAAGAAGGUUGCUUUCUAAUCAUUUAAAUUUGCAUAUGUUGCACCAAUUUGCAUCUUUGUAAUUAUAAUUGUUACAAUAAUUGCAUUCUUUAGAGUAUACUUUUUAAGAGCUUAAAAUAUUAUUUCAGAUACUAAAAUAUUUCCUAAAUUUACAUAUUUCACAAUUUUAAGAUUCUUUCUUAAAAUUUGCAUAAUAAUAAUUUCAUUUGAAUCUUCAUAUGCUGCAAAUUUACUCAAAUUAUGUUUAGGUUUUGGAGUUUUUAUUGUUUGUCUAAUUGAACUGUACAUUGAAACAACAUUUGAACCUUCUAUUAAUAGAUAAUUAACAAUUAUUAUAAGUUGUUUAAAAUUAACUACAUUUGUUUAAUUAAUUUGUUAUUUAUUUUCACCUAAUAAAGAAGAUUAAAUGCAAUCAUUUUAUAUUUUAUUUGGAAUUCCUAUUAUUUUUAUUAUCACAAGAAUUAUCAAUUAAAGAAAAAAAUUGGAUAUAUUGAUUUAUUAAUCUUAUAAAUAUCCAAUAAUCAUUUAAAUUGAGGAACUUUAUGAGUUUAUGUCUAGAUUGAAUUCUAAUAAACCAUCAAUUGAAUUGAUUAUUUAAUAAUUUCAAAUAUAUAGCAGACAUAGUGAACAUUGCAAAUCUUGUAAUACAGAAUAUAAUUAUUCAAUUCCAAAACUUAUUUAAUGCUUAAUUUAAAACAAAUUCAGAAAAAACAAAAAGUCUAAAGAUUCUGAAAAUUUGAUGAUAUUAUAUGUUAAUUUUUUAUCAAACACAAUGCAUCAACCUUUAGUGGCAUAUGUUGAAGUUAAGAAAUUUGAAUUUAGAAAAAAACGCUUCUCAAUUUAUUACAAAUUUAUAAGAAAUUAAUUUGCAUUGAAAUUAAAGGAAAAAAUAGAAGACAAACAAUCUCAUUCAACUGUGAAGUCUAAUUUAACCUUUUCUCAAUAAAUAGAAAUUAAAGAAAUUAUUUAAAGUUUCCAUUUAGAAGAUGAAUAUCUAAAAAAAUAUAUAUUACUUUUAAAUUAAAAAAUAAAGAUUUGGUAAUUGUAAAUAAAAGGUGUUGAGAAUAUAGGUGAACUAAUUUAAGUUGUGAGCCAUUAUGGAUAAAUGUUAUAAAAAGUAAUGGAUCAAUUUUUUUAAGAUUUUCAUCAAAGUUUGAAUUUAAAGAAAUGUGAAUAGAAAAAUGCUAUCCACUUAAAACUUAUGUCAAUAUUAUAUUCUUUGAUAUUGAACAACACAGAAUAAGCAUAAGUAUAUGAAUAAUAAAUUGUUACUAUUUGUGCAAAUGAAAGUAAUCUUCCUCUUGAUACAAUAUGUAAUGCUAGUCUCUUAGAUGAUAAAGUAUGUUUAUUAACUAUAAGUAUGGUGAAAAAUAAAGGAAAGAUUUUGAAUGCAAAUAAAAAACAAUUAGCUAAACAUUUUGGUUUUUCAUGUGAUGAUUACCAUUUAAUAUCACAUAUAAAUGAUUUAAUGCCUCCAUUUUUAAUUGAUGUCCAUAAUCAUUUAUUAGAACUUUAUUUAGAGAGUGCAUAAUCAUAACUUUUUAGACAAUUUAUUUAAAUUACUACAGUUUAAUAGGAUGGUUUACUCCAAGCUAAAUAGUUGAAAUUAGACAACAAUUUUAGUUAUGAAGAUGAUUAUGUAAUUACAGGAUGUAUUUCAAAAGUAAAGGAGGGGUCUGAAUUCAUUAUAUUUGAUUCUAGUGGUAAAAUUUUGAGUGCUACUGAAUCUAUAUAUCAUAUAAUGAUUUAAGGUAUAGAUUAAGAGGCCACUCAUGCAAUUCAAACAUUAAAUUAAUGUUACAUUUUUUUCUUUUUUCCUGAAAUUUUAAAGAUUUUUGCACAUCAUAAAAUAACAAAUAAAAGUUAUCAUAAUCUUGAAAUUGAAGAUUAAACUACAUUGAUAACAAGAUUUAAUAUAUCGGAUUUCAUCAUUAAAUAUUAAAAACUGUAUAGUUCAACUUCUCCUUAUAAAUAUUUAUAAUUCGAACAUAGAGGUAGUUAACAUUUUUAGAAAUCAAAGACAAGUGGUAUUUAAUCAGAAUGUUAAAGUUCAUUUAAUAAAACUAUACCAAAAGCAACAUCAAAGCCAGAAUUAUAAAUUUUAACUAUAACCUAUUAAAAAUAAAUAGAAGACAUUAUGAAAAAAAUAAAUGAAGGUGGUGAAGCUACAUAUUCAAUAAAAUUUAUACUCACUUACAAAGUAGUAGGUCCAGAAUCUUUACAUAAAUCAUUUUUUCUUAUGGAAAUAAUUGAUUUUAGAAGUAAGGAAUAAUUGUUAUCAAAAAGAAGAAAAGUUAGUGUAAUGAAAUUACAUUAAAAUUAUAUCCCAAAUACAUCAUCUAGAUUUAAAUUAGAUUCAUUUCGUGAUGACUCUAAAAGAUUAGAUUAAUCAUCUGAAUAAUUUAUACAAUCUUUUGCAUAAAUUCAUCAUCAAGAUGAUCUAUUAGAUCAUGAUCAUUAUUCUUAUAAAUAAAAAGAUUUUAGUGUAGAUGAAAACUAAUAAUCAGAAGGAUCUAAAACAUCUCUUGAUUCAUCAAAAUCAAAUACUAAUAAAGAAUGUCAUAUCUUUAUUAAUUCUAAAAAAAUAAUAAAACCAUUAAAAGUUGUAAUUGCUUUAAGUUCAUUAAUUAUGAUAGUUAAAUUAAUUUAUUUGAUUGCAAGUUUAAUAAUCAUCUAAGAUAGUACCAAUUAAAUUGUAUAAAGUAAUAAAAAUAUUAAUGCUCCUCUUAUUUUUAAUAGAUAAUUUUUUCAAUUCUUUUCACUUUAAUGGAUACUUCUCUUAUAAAAAUUAUAAAUUAUUGAUUGUAGCACUUAUCUUCUAAAUUAAACUGAUUAUAAGUUAACAAAUAUCUCAGAAUCUACUUUCUAAGAAUUAAAUAAAUUAUAUUCCUCUUUUAUUGAAGUUGAAGACUCUGGUCUAUUAGAAAAUAUUAAUUAUAGAUCUGUUGGAGAAGAUAGGCAAAUUGUAGGAUAUACUUACUUUAUAUUAAAUUUAGAAAGGACAAUAAAAGAGUUAUUUUAUUUUAAUAAAGACUUUUAAAUUGAAUAUCAUCAUAUUACUACUUUAAUGACCUUAAGGAUUAAUUUAUAUAAUGUAUAUUAUAUGAGCAAAACAUUAAUAUCAUCUUAUGAAGAAUUAUAUGGUAACACUUUAGAUAAUUAAAGUUUAAAAAUUGUUGUAAUAACAUUUACCAUCAUUAUUGUACUUCUCUUUAAAAUAAUAAUAUAGUUUUUCUUUUGGAAAUAAUGUUCAAUAUAUUAAAGAUAACUUAUUUUUAUGAUAGGAAGAUUAAAAGAAAAAGAAGCUAGACAAUAAAUAUUGAAAUCAUAGCAAAUAAAAGAAAUUUUAGAAAAUAAAGAAAAUAUCUUUAAUUGGAGAUAAAUAAAUUAUUCAUCCUAUGAUUUUAAUAAUAAUUAAAAUAAUGAUAUACGAUCUUAAAGAGGAUCUUAGUAAACAACUAAAAUAUAAAAUAGAUAACCAAUUGUUUUAAAUACAAGAAUUUAAGACACAUCUAUGAAUAGAAAAAUAAUAAUAUUAAUUCUAUUUUUAACAUAUAUCACAUUUAUAGUUUACAUUAUUUGUGGAUAUAUUUUAUUUAGAAAAGAAAUCUAAUAAAUGAUCCCUUUUUAAAAAAUGACUUUAUAAUUUAUCACUUUUUCAACUAACUUAGAUGCAAUGAUUGGAUCUGGUAUGAUAAUUAAAUCAUUGCCUUCUAUUUAUGAUAAAUUAACUCAAUAAAGCAUAAUUACUUAAGAAAUGAUUGAGAAACUAUAAGAUGCAAAUAAUUAAUUAUUUUAAUUAUUUGAAGAAAGUGAAGUGAAUUUUGAUGCAAACUUAAUUAGUAUUUUUGAAUAAAUUACUCUUUCAAAAUAAAUUAGUGAUGCUGAUAAAAAUACUUUAGAGAGCAUAUAUAAAUAUGAUAUCUGUUUAAAAUUAUUAGAUGAUGUACCAUUUUGUAAAUACCCUGAGGUAAAUUAAACUUUUAUUAAUUUAUACUCAAAUCCAAAUUAAGUAGAUGAUAUUUCUAACUUCUAUGAAAAUGGUAUAAAGGGAAUUGCUAGUUAAAUAAGUUCAAUAAUUAAAUAAUAUUUUGAUUAUGAAAUAAGUUAAUAAAGGUAUUUGUUUGAUGUAGUUGGUAAUGAAUAGUUUAUGAAUUCUAAAGAAUUUAACACAGCCUUUUUGUAACACUUUCUAUUCACAACAAAGACAAUUGAUAUUUUUAUAAAUAUUAUCCAAUAUAGCAACUAACACUUUGCUGAAGAUAAUUUAAUUACAAUAUAAUUGUAUUAUUGCAUAACUGGAUCAAUAAUAAUUUUAUUGUAUAUGAUAGUUUACACAAAAUGGAUUUAGAUAAAUUAUUUUUAAUUUAGAUUCUUAAAGUUUGGAUUAUCCCUUUUACCGUCAACCAUUUAGAAUGACCCUUACAUUAUGAAUUCUAUUAAAUAACUUAGUUGA